UGUCAAAAGAAAUUUCAACUUUUCGUACAUCUCGAUCACGACACGGCUCUUAUCGAAAGUAAACAAUAAAUAAUUCAGUUUCGUCCUGUGGACACUCUUCGGGUUCUAUUGUUCUAUCGACCAGCAAUUACUCUAAGACAAUGUCUAAAUCCGGAGAAAUUUUGCGGAUCGGACACGGAAGCUACAGCUUCCUUUGCAUACAUUGUGGCUUCAAUUUCGAUGAUAUCAACGAAAUUCUUUCUCACAUUGACUACCAUUUCGACAUACUGGACAAUAAAAUAGCUACCACAGCUGACGACUCAAAUGUUUUUAGUGGGCCAGCGAGCAUAGGCGAGGUUGACGAUUAUUCUAUAGAAAAGUUACGUGCACAUCAAAGUGAAAAUGCUGAGAAUAUCCAAACAGAUUUUAAGUUUGAAGGUCACAGAGUCACAAAGACUGAUCCGGACGAACUCCCGUUGGAUUUUAACAUUUUUAAUGCAGCGGAAAGUGCAGAGGUGUCGACGAAUAUUCAGCGCAAAAAUAUUAAGUCAACAGCAAAAGUGAAGAGCAAACGAAAGAGCGAUGUGCCUGACGACAGUAACUCGUGCUCUUUCUGCCAAUUGACCUUCAAUAAUUCGACUGACUGCAAGAGUCAUCUGAGAGAUGUCCAUCAAAUGUUAGACAAAACGUUCGAGUGCUACAUAUGCGGAUACAUUGGAAAAAGUAUCACUGCCCUGAGGAGACACUUCGGAAGCGGACUCCAUUCGAAAACCAGCUGCUACUUAUGCGAAUCCGAACCGGCUGUACGAAAUGAAUGGGAUCCGAGACCACAUAAAUGCUGUCUGUGUAGCUCGUGGUUCGAAAAUCAUGUACAGUUCCGCAAACACUUUCGAGACGAACACGAUGAAGAUGCCGAACGGUUCUUCAGCAAAAAAUCCAAUAUCAACGAGUACAUCUGCUACAUUUGCCGGAAGGGCUUCAUUCACAAAUACUAUCUGCGAAGCCAUAUGAUCGUCCACAGUGAACUGAAAGCUUUUGUUUGCGAUGUCUGUGGGAAGACUUAUCGAACAAAGGCCAUUCUUAAGCGCCAUUUAAACGUUCAUGAGGGUAAGACCUAUCACUGCGAAGAGUGCGGCAAGACAUUUCCGUAUUAUGCCAGACUUAGAAUCCAUCGAUACUCGCAUCGGACGGAAUUGAAUCACAUAUGCAAAGUGUGUUCUAAGGCAUUCAAAGUGCAAAAAUAUUUGGCCAGGCAUAUGAAAGUGCAUCAGGAGGAAAAAGCGUAUGCGUGUAGGUAUUGCGGUAAACGGUUUACCUUUAGUACGGGUCGCAGGGCGCACGAAAUAUCGCAACAUAAUGCCAUUUAAAUUCGAAGGUGUCGUUUUAAUAAAACAUUUUGUUUAAUGAAGUGAA
Messenger RNA from Bradysia coprophila, 1392 nucleotides. RefSeq lists its product as uncharacterized. NCBI's taxonomy places the organism in Eukaryota, Metazoa, Arthropoda, Insecta, Diptera, Sciaridae. The record is from RefSeq and is a predicted model, not a curated record.